Ceutorhynchus assimilis (cabbage seed weevil) is the source of this 327-nucleotide messenger RNA. NCBI's taxonomy places the organism in Eukaryota, Metazoa, Arthropoda, Insecta, Coleoptera, Curculionidae. The record is from the annotation of a GenBank genome assembly.
AUGGACAAAAAAGCAAACAUUUCAGCCUUAAAGCUGCUAGUCCAAGAGGAUGCAUUUUUAACAACCAAAUUCCCAUACGAUUUAGAAGAAUACUUGGAAAGGUUUCUUAAAGGCACCGAUUUUGAUGUAGACAAGGCCUUAGAUAGAAUUAAAAUGUACUAUAAAACGUCAAACGAGUAUCCUGAUUGGUUUAGAAUAUCUCCGCCUAUUGAUCAGAAAAAAAUUAUUGAGGCAAAUAUACGAAUAUGUCUUCCAGAUACUGACAGAGAAGGGAGACCGAUUUAUAUUGUUAAACUGGGUAAGGGAGAGGUCAAUUUGGCAUUAUAG